AAAAUGGCUUCCAGAUCAGAGGAGGAUCUCUGCUGUCCGGUCUGUCAUGAGGUCUUCAGAGAUCCUGUUGUUCUGUCAUGUAGCCACAGCUUCUGUAAAGUCUGUCUGAAGAGCUGGUGGAGAGAAAAACAAGCACCUGAGUGUCCAGUUUGUAAGAGAAGAUCUUCAAAGGAAGAACCACCUGUUAGUCUGGUGUUAAAGAACCUGUGUGAGGCCUUCUUACAGGAGAGAGAUCAGAGAGCUUCAGAGGCUCUCUGCAGUCUGCACUCUGAGAAACUCAAACUCUUCUGUCUGGACCAUCAGCAGCCAGUGUGUCUCGUCUGCAGAGAUUCAGAAAAACACAGCAACCACAGAUUCAGACCCGUCGAUGAAGCUGCACGACAACACAAGAAGGAACUUCAGGAAACUCUGGAGCCCUUAAAGGAGAAGUUAAAGGUUUGUGAACAAGUUAAAGUGAAGUUUGAUCAAACAGCAGAACACAUGAAGGUCCAGGCCCGACACACAGAGAGGCAGAUUAAGGAGCAGUUUAAGAAGCUUCAGCAGUUUCUAGAGGAGGAAGAGGAGGCCAGGAUGGCUGCACUGAGGGAGGAAGAGGAGCAGAAGAGUCAGAUGAUGAAGGAGAAGAUGGAGGCUCUGAGCAGAGAGAUAGCAGCUCUUUCAGACACAGUCAGAGCCACAGAGGAGGAGCUGAGAGCUGAAGACGUCUCAUUCCUGCUCAACUACAAGGCUGCAGUGGAAAGAGUCCAGCAGCGCCCCCUGCUGGAUGAUCCACAGCUGCCCUCAGGAGCUCUGAUAGACCAGGCCAAACACCUGGGCAACCUGACCUUCAACAUCUGGAACAAGAUGAAGGACAUGGUCUCCUACACUCCUCUCAUUCUGGACCCAAACACUGCUCAUCCAAGACUCAUCCUGUCUGAAGAUCUGACCAGUGUGAGACGAGGAGAGAGACAGCAGCUUCCUGACAAUCCAGAGAGGUUUAAUCACUACUCUGUCCUGGGCUCUGAGGGCUUUAACUCAGGGACUCACAGCUGGGAUGUCGAGGCUGGAGACAGUAGACACUGGAUACUUGGUGUGUUAGCAGAGUCUGUUCAGAGGAAGGGACUCAUACGGUCUGGAUUAUGGACAAUAAUGUUCUCUGGAGGUAAAUACUUAACAUGGUCACCACCAGCUCCACCCACUGAUCUCAGUGUUCAGAAGAAGCUCCAGAGGAUCAGAGUGAAUCUGGACUGGAACAGAGGAAAGCUGUCGUUCUCUGAUCCUGAUACUAACACACACAUACACACCAUCACACACACUUUCACUGAGAGGAUGUUUCCGUACAUUUACACUAGUGAUGAGUUGAAGCUGUCAGCAGUGAAGGUCUGUGUGACAGUGGAACAGAGCAGUUAGAGAUAAAGAGGAUGAUUAUAUUCAUGAUGUUGUUGAUUUCUUAAAGGGAAAAGUCUCUGAAUUUAACCUGUUAAACUGCACCUGUCCUCCUGCUGUCUCA
Molecule: messenger RNA, 1489 nt
Organism: Micropterus dolomieu (smallmouth bass)
Lineage: Eukaryota; Metazoa; Chordata; Actinopteri; Centrarchiformes; Centrarchidae
Product: nuclear factor 7, brain-like
Exons: 2
Coding region: 4-1389 (461 amino acids)
Molecular function (GO): protein binding; zinc ion binding
Source: RefSeq, a predicted model, not a curated record